AGAAUCCGGUUUAGCCAGCACUAGAACUGUAUCUAAUUGAAUGACGUAGCAUUGGAGAGCAUUCUGUAUUACGGAGAAUUUGCAUAUAACGGUGACGUAGUACACAGAAAAUCGGAGCUAUUGUUUUGGAAAUCUGUACUAACUGACGUGUACGCUACUUUUUAUAGCGUAUAUAGUUGAACUUAAAGCUUUCAGAAUUUGUUGUCGGGGAUUUCUAUACAUUAUAAGGAUUUAACACCAAGAUGGCGUGGAGCUUAAUUUUAGGCCUCGUGGCCUUAACUGGAUUGGCACAGGCCACACCAAGUGCUAGAAUGAUGUCAGAAGCCUGUGAGAUAUAUCAAGGAACUUGUAUGUCCGGUGGUUGCCAGGAAGGUCAGACCUAUCUUGGGCAUGAAUGUAGUAGUGGGCGUUCCUGUUGUCGUGGCGAAGUUGUGACAGAUAAACCAAACCCUAGGUUAAAUGAUGUAUGUGGUAGUAUUAUGGGGAAAUCAAGCAGAAUUAUUGGUGGAGAAACCUACGCUCAAUGUACAAUCCCAUAUUCCUCGAUGGUCGCUCUCAGGUUCUUUUUUGCAACUGACCUUAGUAACUUGGGCAACAUUACAUUCUGCGCCGGAAGUCUUAUUGAUGAGGAUUUAGUUGUCACGACAGCCAACUGCAUAGCACCCUAUGUACAAGGAGACGGAGCCGCUUUGUUAUCUAAUAUAAGGGUAGUAGUCGGUGAAUAUGACAGUUAUAGAACUGAUUAUGGUAAUGAUGGAGCACCGGAAGACAGAGCUAAGAUUAGAGAAGCCAAAGUACAUCCCAAUUAUAAUUCAGCCUCUUUGGACAAUAAUAUCGCUUUAAUCAGAUUGGACAGAAAAAUUAAAUACAAUAACUGUAAGAUACCAGCUUGUUUACCACGUCGUGCAGAAAAUGUUGAAUGUGGUCAAGUACAGAACGAAUGUCAAAUGGCAGGUUUUGGUACCAGAUUUGCUGACGAGUUUAGACCUUUCCCAAGACCAGGUAAAGCUAACGUCCGUGUUUUUGACAAGUCGACCAGUUCCGGAAUCCUGAGAUAUGUGGACGGUCUAAAUCCAGAAGGUAGCAUGGUCGUCGAACCUAUCCAGGCUCAACAAAAAGCAUGCGUGUUUGAUUGGGGAGGUAUUGUUAUGUGCCCUAGAGAUGGUCGAUGGGAACUUAGUGGUCUCAUCAGUUUCCACAGCUGUUUAGAGAAUGGAAACAUACCAUUAAUUGCCGUAGACAUUGCACAAUACCGAGGCUGGAUCGAGUCCUGUGCGGCUGAUUUUACCCAGUGCAUCCUUUAGAUCUUGAUCAUCUUCUCAUUUUCUAUAUUUGUAAAAUUUUAGCGAUUAUCAAUUUUUAUUCGCGCAUGUUUCAACAGUUAAUUUGUAUUUCGAAUUCUCAGUAUAAAACCUUAUCUGUAAUUAUUAGGCGCUGACGUCGUCACAUUAUACCGGAAUUUACCUUUCGUUUAUCUUUAUAAAUCCCAUAUAAGUCGAAGCUUUGUAAAACGCCUUAGAGCAGCCAUUGGCUACUAUUUGUCGCUCUGUAUAAAUGGAUAAAUUAUUAAUUAUUAGUCAAAUCGGGGAGGAAAUGAAUAUUUCGCCCACUUGGCAUGUUUAUUAAGUUGGCAAUAAAGCAAGAGCAUUUUGCGACAUGGAAUAAGUGCUGUUAGCCUUAUGGCAGUGUUACAUGUAUGUCAAAAGAGAAUUAUGUGCAAUCACAGAUUAUGAAAUUACAGAUGCUUUUAUAGGUAAAGGUAAUCUUAAAAAAAAUAUUUUCUCUAUAGUUUGCACUUUUGUAUUUCGUAAGUUCUAUUUUUCAUGUCAACAAAAAUAAUAAAAAUAUACUAUUUUCGGGUUCGAGAUUAUUCCAAGAAAUAAAAUAAUUUGUAUGUUAUCCAAAUAAUGAUAAUAUUUUUGCCUUUUCUUGUUGUUUUUUAAAAAAGAAAAAAUAUUC
Molecule: messenger RNA, 1959 nt
Organism: Patella vulgata (common limpet)
Lineage: Eukaryota; Metazoa; Mollusca; Gastropoda; Patellidae
Product: chymotrypsinogen A
Exons: 7
Coding region: 243-1304 (353 amino acids)
Biological process (GO): proteolysis
Molecular function (GO): serine-type endopeptidase activity
Source: RefSeq, a predicted model, not a curated record